UCCGUCACCAUUGGCGUCGCGUUCGGCGACCAGAGGACAAAAGACGGAGGUGGGUGGGGUCAUCGAUGAAGAAGGUGGGUCCUUUGCGUAUGACAUCAACAACCGCGGGUACGGUAGCCUCGAAAGUAUCUACUUUGAUGCGCGUGUUCGGAAGCAGCACAAAAUUGAUCCCUUGCGGUCCAAGUUUGAUGGGCCGAAUGUCGUGCUGGUGGAUUGGGGCGGGAAAUGUGAUGGGGGUGGUGUUGCGAAAGCCAAGGGACGCAAGGGCAUUGAUGGAAUUUGCGACAGGGUCGUCGAUACAGCCAAUAAUUCCAUCAAACAAGGUGGGAUGAUUGAAAGUGAAAAGUUCGAACUUGAGACAACGAAGGAGGAAGAAGAGGAGAGGGAUCCCCCGGUCCCCCCACCGAGGAAAUACUUUUUAACGAUGGAACACCUUCAGAGUGGUGUGGGAAUUGAAAUCAUGCUACGCUGCCACGGAACUUCAUUUAACCGGAACGACAACGACGAAAGUCAAGAAAUCCCUCUAGUCAAGAUUGAUGAUAUUUCCGACAAUUGUCAACAGGCAAGCAAAAUUCAGCACCAGACCGAUGAUGGUACAAUUUUACAGCAGGAUGGAAUCCAGACAAAACCACCGGUCAAAAUCAAACGUACUUUGACCAAACCACCCACGACGCCCACUCACUUUGGUCAUCAAAAUCAUCCCGCCGCUGACCAUAAUUGUGCUCACGAUGCGAACGAGGAUUCCAAUAUAAAUUCAAAUAUGAUUCCGAAUUUAAAUAUUGAUAACGCAUCAACAGCCCCACUGAUCCUGGUGACCGAUUGUCACCAACAACAAGCAGCAGAUACGGAGCAGUGGCCACUGGAGAGUAAACAGAACCCCAUCGUCCCCCUCCUGGCGGCUAAGCCGAAAACAAACGACCGAUUAUUCGAUGAAAUAAUAGAUGAAAAUCAUAAUUACAAUGAAAAACUAAUUACAAACAGCGGUCGCUUUGAAACGGGUCUGACAUCCCGACUGGCACAAUCCUUUCCCAUCAUGACUCCAUCAGCCCUGACCCCAGAAAACUUCCCUCUCUCUCCCGCCGCCGUUCCAACGAAUCCCCUCCUCGAAGACCCCCACACCAAAUUAAAUGUAUCAAAUCAACCAAAUCGUAAUUGGAUUAAUUUAAAUUCAAAUGAAAUCUACACCGAAAAGCGGGCACGAACGUCCCCGGGCACCGCAAAUGAAGAACGUAUGUCACUGAUGACGCAAACACGUGUCCCCGGCAAUUCUGAACCACCGUCGCCGUGGUCGACCACCAUCCUUGAAACCCCACCGGAAUGUCAUCACUUCCCUAACGAUGAUGAUCCGACGACGAUGAGGAUGACUUCUCUGGGUGCUGACGUGAAAAUCCACCAGCACGAGCAUCCGCUGCACAAUAAUUAUGGAAGCAGCUUCAGCUCCGGCGAUAAUAAAAGUGUUAAAAGUAAUUAUCGGAUCACGACUGCCGCCGUCGCGACGCCACCACCACCCAUUCCACCCCCACCCACCACAACGGCCCCUCAAGAGAUCUUAAUCCAACGGUCGGCGAGCCGAGAUUCCGUCCGAAGCAGUAGCAGCUCCAGUCGGAGAAUCGAGCCGGAGAUGCUGGACUUUCCGCCGCCCCCGCCCUAUCUGUGUCUCUGUGAGGAGGGUUCGCCGCCAUCCGGACGAUGUUCCGUAGAGCGACCGCCUUCCUCCGCGAACAGUAGGUCCGGUGUGGGUGGCGGGAGUGGUCACCCAGAGGAAGUGCAAAUCUGCGACGACGACGACGACACCGACAACCACAACAUCAGAAGCAUCAGAGGCAUCAGCAAAGACAACAGCAGCAGCAAUAGGGCAAUCCAAUAUUCCCACGCUUCCCGAAACUGUCAACGAGAUUUAACUGCGGACGAUUGGACCACUUUCCAUCAACGGAAUCGUUCCGGGAAUGAGGACAACAAUACGGAAGUGCCACUAGGACUCGGACAGCAAAGUUCGAGCGAAAACCGCGGUCCCCAACUUCGGCGCCUCUCCUCCGUUGCUCGCGACGGUAAUUAUUUUAAAACAAAUUUAACGGCUGAUAAAUUUUUGAGUGAGUUUGUCGCCGAUGACGACGAUGGCGUCCAUCAAGCCGCGACCACCACAACAGCUUUCAGUCAGCCGGAAGGCCCGCCCUCCCAGGGGCGGAGACCGAGUAGCAAGGUGGAAAAUUUCAAUCCGUUGCACAAAUCAAUCGGCGCCUUCAUCUCCCAUGAGCGUCGAUCGACGGCGACGACGACGCCACCCCCUAGUUGCAGUUGUUCGCCACCACCGACGACGUCGCGACACCUGCAUCAGCAGACGACGCCCGGGACCAAAAAUAGUCCCAUCGUCACCGGUUACCAUCAGGUCAGUUUCACCGAUGGGGAGUACAUUUUUGGCCCAUUCGAUGAUCGAUCCGAGGAAUGCCGGCGCUUCGAGGUGUGGUGCAGCAGUGCGGAUGCGUACGGUUAUCGGCACCGGAAAUGCCACCACUUCCGGCCAAAUAGCCGGACCGGUUUGCCGGCCGAAGCAGCCGAUUGUCGGUGCUGUUCCGAGUGCCGGAGUCAAAGUUCUCGUACGGAGAGCGUCAGUAGCGACGCAACGACACUGGUGGGGCAAGAGUUGUCGCCGAGUAGGGAACCAGCGGUUAAAACGCCUGAAAUGCGACCUGAGAUCUCGAGUUGGAUGGAAGAAUUCGAAGCGGGGAAAGCAUCAACGGCUGACGACGACGACGACGCCGGUGGUGAAAAUGGUAGGUUCUUUUUUCCUCGUUUUCGAACACUACCCAGCUACCUACCUACAAUCGUAAAAUGGGACGCGACGCUACGUGUGAAAUGAAUUUUCUGUUAGUGUUUCGA
Messenger RNA from Uranotaenia lowii, 2877 nucleotides. RefSeq lists its product as uncharacterized. The transcript has 2 exons. The record is from RefSeq and is a predicted model, not a curated record. NCBI's taxonomy places the organism in Eukaryota, Metazoa, Arthropoda, Insecta, Diptera, Culicidae. The annotation marks the transcript as partial.